Molecule: messenger RNA, 1238 nt
Organism: Cavia porcellus (domestic guinea pig)
Lineage: Eukaryota; Metazoa; Chordata; Mammalia; Rodentia; Caviidae
Gene: CUNH1orf35
Product: chromosome unknown C1orf35 homolog
Exons: 7
Coding region: 70-843 (257 amino acids)
Source: RefSeq, a predicted model, not a curated record
GAGCGCGUCACAGCGCGGCGGGGUCGAGCUGCUUUGCCACAGCUUCUCCGUGUUAGUGACCGCGGCGCCAUGUUCGGCUCCAGCCGCGGUGGUGUCCGCGGUGGACAGGACCAGUUCAAUUGGGAGGACGUGAAGACCGACAAGCAGAGAGAGAACUACCUGGGAAACUCACUGAUGGCGCCCGUGGGCCGCUGGCAGAAGGGCCGCGACCUCACCUGGUACGCCAAAGGCCGCGCACCGUGCGCGGGCCCGAGCCGCGAGGAGGAGCUAGCGGCCGUGCGGGAGGCGGAGCGCGAAGCGCUGCUGGCCGCGCUCGGCCACAAGAACGUGAGGAGGCAGCCUACCGGCCUGAGCAAGGAGGACUUCGUGGAAAUCUGCAAGCGGGAGGGCGGAGACCCAGAGGAGAAGGGCGUGGACCGGCUGCUGGGGCUGGGCAGCGCCAGUGGGUCCGCGGGCCGCGUGGCGCUGUCCCGGGAAGACAAGGAGGCCGCCAAAUUGGGGCUGUCAGUAUUCACGCACCACCGUGUGGACAGGGAUGGCCCAGGGGCCGCCGCGGCCAGGAAGAAGCCACGCGCGGAGGACAAGGCCGAGUCGGGGACAGAGAGCCACAAGAAAAGCAAGAAGGAAAGGAAGAAGAAGAAACACAAGAAACAGAAGAAAAAGAAAGACAAAGAGCACCGGAAGGAGGCUGAUGCCUCUUCAUCUGCCUCGCCUGAUAGGCUUGGGCACUGCAGGCAUGAUUCUGACUCCUCCAACCCCAGCAGCAAGAGGCGGAAGUGGGGACACAGUGGGGACAGUGCCAAGAACUCGUCUCACAGACAGGACAGAAGCUGUGAUACCUGAGGCUGCAGCUGAGCUGCUGGAUAGCACAGCCUCUGCAGCCCCAAGCUGGGACCUGGUGCACUGCUGCACUGUGAGGGCCUGUGGAUCCUGAGUGGCCAUAGCUACCCACCAUUAUUGCCUGCUGGGUCUGCCCUGGGGAGCUCCUGUAUGGGAGAAGAGGUGCCUGCUAGGCCUUGGAAGCCAGCUGGCAAGCUCCAGCGGAAGUGAAGUCACUUGAGGAGGCCUUUCCAGGUCUUGGGCCUUAGCCUGCCACCAGACAAAGGUGAAUCUACCCAGGAGGCUCUAUCUUGUUCAUGGCUGUGAUGGUUCAGGGCUCCUGAGGCUAUGACCAGGUGCAGUUAUUUUUCUUUCCCUAUCAACUCCUUUUGUACUUAAAUAAACUUAUUUUAAAAGAA